Molecule: messenger RNA, 4287 nt
Organism: Drosophila innubila
Lineage: Eukaryota; Metazoa; Arthropoda; Insecta; Diptera; Drosophilidae
Product: atrophin-1
Exons: 4
Coding region: 702-4232 (1176 amino acids)
Source: RefSeq, a predicted model, not a curated record
AAAAGAACGAAAGAAAGAAUAUUUGCUGUGUGCUGUGUGUGUUGAGUGCUGAAGUGCUUUGUUGUUCGCAGAUCGCAGAUCGAAUAUCGCAGUUUGUUUGUUGUUUUCGGUAUUGGUAAAAAAUAAUUGAUCGCAACCUGUUUUCACUGAGCUACGCCAUCCCGAAUUCCAGCCACUGUCUGAGUGCCUCAAAUUGAAGUUGGCCGCGUCAUGUUGUUGUCGCUGUCUGUGCAACAUGUAGAGCAACAUCAACAACUACAACAACAACAACAACAACCACGGCAAGAAGAACAAGAACAUAAACAAUUAUCUCGCUGCAAGUAUUGGCCAAGAGCAACAAUACCAUUAAAAACAAACUAAAAACCUGGUUUAAACUCGACUAAUUUGCCAAGGGAAACGAGAAACGCAGUAACAUUUUCAAUAUUGCCACCGGUCCCAAAAGUACCAGAAGUUGAGAGGUAAAGAGAACUAGACGUGUCUCCGUAGCCAGAAGCAAGUAGAACGAACAAAAGCAAAUUAAAGCAACAACAACGACGACGAGAAAACUUGAAACCGACCGAAAAAGUAGCAAGAAAAUUGCUGAAUCUGUUCACAACAACAACAACAACAACAACAAUAAUAAUAAUAGCGACCACAACAACAACAAGUGUCGCCGUUUCUUAAUGCGAAACAACCAUUCUGUGAUAUCUUAAGAUCCAAAGAUGACAUCGUUAACCUUGCACUUGAUAGUGAUAACGCUGCUGGCGGCGGCAGCGCUGACAGCAACAACAGCAACAACGACAGCUGCAACAGCAACAACGGCUGCAACAGGAACGCCGACACGUACCGUUGGGCAACGUGGCAGAGGAGGUGUUGCAACAACAGCAACAGCAGCAACAUCAACGACAAGCACGCAGGCGCCAACGCUGCGAGCGCCACGUCAGCGACGUCCGCCCACAACGCUGCCCAUUGACGCCAGCAGCGGUCGCAGUCGCGGCAGCGGCACCUUUGCCAAUGGCAGCGGCAGCACGUCGCCGCUGCCGGCAACAACACGACCGCAGCGACGUCGUGGCACCACAACAACAACAACAACAACUACAACAAGCACAACAGCAACUCCUCUGUUGCCUGGUGGCAGCAUUGGACGUGGCAACAACAAUCGUGGCAGCAUCAGAGCCGCCCGCCAGCCACGCGACACGCCAACGCUCAGCGUUGACUUCGAUGCCAGCAGCGACGUCGGCAGAGGUAGAGGCAGCAGCAGCGGCAGCGACAGCAUUGGGAGCGCCAGUAGCAGGCGCCAGUCACAUCAGUCGCUGUCAUCGGCGUCCUCCAAUCCAGCCGCCACCCCCUCCCCCUCCUCCUUCCCCUCAUCACGCAGUGCCACAGGCGCACUCAAAACGCCCCGCAUGAUCCAACGCCUGGUGGCUGGACACAUUCACAACUCGCAGGGUCACUCCACAUACGAGGUGUCCGCGGUGACCACCAACAGCAGUCGAAGCAGCAGCAGCUCGGCAACAACAACAACAACAACGACAAACACACCGACAACGAAGCAAUUGCGACAUAAGGCGAGUAGCUCCUAUCGUCUGGCGAGACCGUCUCCAUCUCCAUCCCCAUCCCCGUCUGCUUAUCGGGAUGAUGACGAUGAUGAGGCGUUGCUUAAUGAACCGGAUGACUUUGACAACUGGGACAACGGCAUACUUCGGUUGAGUGCGGGAUCGGGCAAGGAGGCGGAGGCGUCUGGAGCGAAGGGUAAGCAGGGCAAGGAGGACGCGAAGAAGACGUUGUCGGAUCAGGUGCGAGAUGGAAAGUACGGACUUAUUGAGAAGGAACUGUUCCGUCGUGUGCCUAAGCGUCCGGGUGUGCUGAGUUAUGCCCGGAAUUCGGAGGUGCCACUGGACAAUGAGCGCAACUUUGGAGGACUCAACGAGCAGGACAUUUGGCUGGCCGAGGAUCAUCUGCUGGUGAUCAAAGGCGGCGGACUGAACGAGGCCGACAAUGAUGCGAAUGAUGUGUGGCCGGCAAUUGAUGAUUACGAUGCACCGCCGAGGCAGAUCAAGCUGCCGCCAAAUCCUGUGGUGCCACCUCCAUUUCCCGUGCAGCUCGAGCCGCAUGGGCCACUGCAGCUUAUCCGAGAUAAUCAAAUCAAGAGCCUCCAUUCGUCGCCAGGCAAUGCAACACUCUCCCCUGAGGAUCAGCACGCGCCCUACGGCCAGGUCCACAACUCGGACCACAGCCCGGGGUCGCAUCCUGCUGCCCGGACUGGAGCGAUUGCGUCGCCUAAAGCAGCUAACCCGGAGCCCAGCUACGUCUACCCGGCGCCCUACUCGCCCUGGCUGCUCUUUCCCAACGAAACGCUUUCCCAGCCGCCGUCCCAUUCCAGUCCGUCUCCCAAUGCUCUGCUGAGAACUCCACUGCUCGGCCCCUGGCUGAUCAACGGACUCAAUGGCAACGGCAGCGUUACCGCUCCCAGUUCCCUGCACGGCAACAUCAGUGACUUUGACGAGGAUGAUCCGUCGCUUUAUUAUCCUCCUGCCUAUAGCUUUGUUUAUCGCAGCAACUACUCGAAUCCCGUUCCGCCGGGACCGCUGGUUCCCGGCAUUGUAUUACCACCGCCGCCAGAUCACUUUAGUCGUCUGGACGAGUCAGUCAAGCCGAAGACAAAGACGACAACAACGCGACGGCCCAGCACCACCAGUAGCACCACCACCAGCAGCACCACCUCCAGCACCACAAGCAGCACCACUACCAGCAGCACCACCACGGCUCGACCCUCCUCCCGCCUGUCGCUCAAGUACAAUGCCAUCGGUUACCUACCGCCUUCCCGUCAAGCUCCCAAGUACGUGGAACGUGUCCCGGUUCCCGUCGCUGUUCCCAUUCCCAUUUACCCCAUCAACUAUCAGCCCUCAACGCCACGUCCACCGCCAGCUGCCCAGCUGGUGUUUGUGCCUAGCUCGAGCACCGAGCGCAAUAGUCUCGGUGAGCGCGUUCGGGAGAGGGAGCGGGAGAGGGAGAGGGAUCAGGCGCCGUUGUCCAAGUCGAAUCCCAUUUAUUACGAGUACUUUGAGGCGAAGCGUCAACCGUCAUCGCACAAAUCCAAUGUCAUCGAUGACUUCCUGGCAACGAAGCCGCCCAAGCGUCAACAUUACAAGUCUCCGCCGAGUCCCGUCAACGAUGUUGCCGUGGUGAGCAUUACGCCCAAGCCGCGUGUCCAGCUGCACUCGGAAUACGAUGCGGCAUUGGGGCAACUGAUACGCAGCAAUCUCAUCUCGCCGCCGGGUCGCUUCCAGGCACCCGACUUUGACCGGCAGCCCUUCCUGCCAAUGGUCAACUACAGUGCCGACGAGCAGGAUCAGAAUGCCUUCAAGGCGAUCGUCUAUCAGCCUCAAUCCCAAUCUCAAUCCCAAUCGCAGCCACAAAGACAGCGUCAACUGCGCGUGGGGAAGCAUCAGCAGCUGCAGCUGGAGCCAACUGUGGAGCCAGGACAGGAGCAGGACUCGUAUCUCUCAGAUGCAUUGUUUCUGCAGCGUCAAAGGCAGCUGAGAGUCGGAAAACAGCAACAGCAACAACAACAACAACAACAGCUGCAACUGCAGUCACCCUCCCCCUCCCUAUCGCUAUACGAGACCCCACAGGGAAUCUACAGCACUCCUUUGCCUCCUGCCUACUUGGACAAUCAGCUGCAAGCACGACCGGUGAAGUAUCAGUUGCGUCCUCCCGCUGCGGCGCCAUUGCAGUUCUGGCAACGACCUGCGGCGCCACCGCUACCACCACCACCGCCACAACAGGCACCGCUGGCACCACAGUUUAAGCGGUUGCGCCACAACAGCGCAAAGCAUCCAUAUUCGCCGUACUUUGUGCCCAGCUAUCCGAGUGCGUCCGGAGGAGGAGCGGAGAGUCUGUACCGUCUGCUGCCGGUGUCACAACACAAGCAUUGGCGACAAAGUGGCAGCAACAAGCAACAAGUGGUGCAACAACCACCACCACCGCAACAUCAACUUCAACAUCAACAACAGCAGCAACAACAGCAAUAUUAUCCGGAUCGUGGUGUCAACAUUGGACAUAGCCUCGCCAGCGACAUAUUGGUCAACUACAACACCAACAAUCAGUUUAAUCCUCAGGCGGAGCUGGUGCCUCAGGCUCAGCUCGGACCACCGCCAUUGUCCUAUCAGGCACAAAAUGGCGGACAGGCAUCACUCUGGUCGGACAGACCCGUGAGACAGUCGCGUGCUCAGCUGCAGGAGCAAGCCUAGGCAUCAUUAGACAUUGGAAAUAAAAGGAGUGAGCAAAUGAGCAAAAGAGCAAAAC